This is a messenger RNA of Selaginella moellendorffii, 1585 nucleotides long. Its product is annotated as tubulin alpha-2 chain. Gene Ontology annotation, cellular component: microtubule; cytoplasm. Gene Ontology annotation, molecular function: structural constituent of cytoskeleton; GTP binding. The record is from RefSeq and is a predicted model, not a curated record. The transcript has 5 exons. Bases 113 to 1492 code for a protein of 459 amino acids. Lineage: Eukaryota; Viridiplantae; Streptophyta; Lycopodiopsida; Selaginellales; Selaginellaceae. Gene Ontology annotation, biological process: microtubule cytoskeleton organization; mitotic cell cycle.
UUUCGUCCACGUCAAUUGCGUAGCUUUUCUCGCGUUGUGUGAGAAUGAUCAAAGGAGAAAUCGCGCUCGUUCUAGCGCUAGGUCACAAAUUCUAGCCGAGAAAUCUCGCUAGAUGAGAGAGAUCAUCAGCAUACACGUCGGGCAGGCAGGAAUCCAGCUAGGGAAUUCGUGCUGGGAGCUCUUCUGCCUGGAGCACGGCAUUCAACCCAAUGGAAAGGCGAUCGAUCGCAACGAUCACCAGGAAGCCAUGGCCGGAGCUACCAAGGAAUCGUUUGGAACCUUUUUCAGCGAGGCGGCGUCCGCGACGAAGCACGUCCCAAGGGCGGUGAUGGUGGAUUUGGAGCCUACUGUGAUCGAUGAGAUAAGAACUGGGAGCUACAGGGAGCUCUUCCAUCCCGAUCAGCUCAUCUCUGGGAAGGAGGACGCAGCGAAUAAUUUCGCUCGAGGACACUACACAGUUGGAAGAGAGAUUCUGGAGCAGUGCCUAGACAGGAUACGAAAGCUCGCAGACAAUUGCUCGGGGUUGCAAGGAUUUUUGGUUUUCAAUGCGGUGGGAGGAGGAACUGGCUCGGGUUUGGGAGCGCUCUUGCUCGAGAGACUGACUUGUGACUAUGGACGGAAGUCCAAGCUCGGGUUUUCCAUAUAUCCAUCCCCCAAGAUCUCCACGGCUGUUGUGGAGCCAUACAACAGCGUUCUAGCAACGCACGCUCUACUCGAGCACUCAGACGUAGUCGCGGUUCUAGACAACGAGGCCAUCUACGACAUAUGCCGAAAGUCCUUGAACAUCGAGAGGCCGAGCUACACAAACUUAAACCGCCUCGUCUCGCAAGUCAUCUCCUCGCUCACGACCUCGCUGCGAUUCAACGGCGCUCUCAACGUAGACAUCUCCGAGUUCCAGACCAACUUAGUCCCGUUCCCGCGGAUCCACUUCAUGCUCUCGUCCUACGCGCCGGUCAUCUCGGCCGAGAGGGCCUUCCACGAGCAGCUCUCGGUUUCCGAGAUCACCACGUCCGUCUUCGAGCCGGCGUCCAUGAUGGCCAAGUGCGAUCCUCGCCACGGCAAGUACAUGGCGUGCUGUAUGAUGUACCGCGGCGACUUGACGCCGAAAGAAGUCCAGCAGGCGGUGUCAAACAUAAGGACCAAGCGCUCGGUUCAAUUCGUGGACUGGUGUCCGACUGGAUUCAAGUGUGGCAUAAACUACCAGCCGCCGACGGCGGUUCCAAACGGAGAUCUGGCGAGAGUGAAGCGCGCAGUGUGUAUGAUCAGCAACAACACCGCGGUGGCGGACGUUUUCUCGCACAUAAACCACAAGUUCGAUCUCAUGUUCUCCAAGCGCGCGUUUGUUCACUGGUACGUCGGCGAGGGGAUGGAGGAGGGCGAGUUCUCGGAGGCCCGCGAGGACGUGGCGGCCCUGGAGAAGGACUACGCCGAGGUCGCCCAAGACGGCGACGAAGACGAGCAAUCCCAAGUCAACGGAGCCGAAGCGUACUAGAGUCACAAGUCAACGACGUUGACUUGACUGUGAAAGCCAACCGAUAUUCUCGGUGUAAAAAACUUCGUACAAAUAAAACAUUCCGUACGAAAA